Molecule: messenger RNA, 1668 nt
Organism: Fusarium vanettenii 77-13-4
Lineage: Eukaryota; Fungi; Ascomycota; Sordariomycetes; Hypocreales; Nectriaceae
Exons: 1
Coding region: 1-1668 (555 amino acids)
Source: RefSeq, a predicted model, not a curated record
AUGUUAGUCACCACUGCUCUGGCCGCUUUUGGCCCUCUUUUGCAACACUCCUUCACCGGUACCGCCGCAGCCGUUCCGCAGGUUAGCCUCGAAGACUACGGCACCUUCUCCGGAGUUUCCUUAUCAAACACCUUGAGCAAGCAUAAGCUGCCUCAAGAAGUCGAUGCGUGGCUUGGGAUUGACUAUGCCCAGCAACCUAUUGGAAAUAGGCGAUUUCGUCCUUUGGAAGCUCAGCCCGAUGCUUUCGAGGGAGUCAAAAACGCCUCUCAAUAUGGCCCUGUCUGCCUCCAAGACUUGAAAUAUCCCUACCCCGACGAACAAAGCGAGGCCUGUUUGUCUUUCAACGUGUACCGCACCAACGGCAUACCUCUAAGCGAAAAGCUGCCUACCUUGGUUUGGAUUCAUGGAGGUGGCUUUGCGUCAUUUUCCGCACGCGACAUUGACGGCGCUGCUUUUGUUGCAUCAUCCGCAGAGCCUGUAGUUGUCGUUUCCUUCAACUAUCGACUUAAUGCCUUUGGAUUUCUUCCAAGUGACCUUUUCAAGCGUCAGGGUCUCAUGAACCUUGGACUUCAGGACCAACACUUUUUCUUGGAGUUUCUGCAGCGCCAUCUGAGCUCUUUCGGUGGAGAUCCCGAUCAGAUCACACUUGGCGGUCUCUCAGCUGGUGCUCACUCUACGGCAUUCCACUACUUCCAUAAUUAUGGCGUUGACAAGAACAAGCCACUCUUCGUAAGGGCAAUUCUUCAGUCUGGUUCUCCUACUGCUCGAGCGUUUCCUCCUCCCGAGUAUCCUCGCUACAAGAGAGACUUUGCGGCUUUGAUGGACCACAUUGGUUGCUCAGUUGAGGCCGAAGACUCGGAGCAAAUGAGCUGUCUCAUCAGUGCGCCUGCGGAGAAGAUUAGAGAAGUGGCUACAAAGCGAUACGAAGAUGCCAAGAAUCUGUUGGACUGGCCGUGGCAACCGGCACUGGGUGGACUGUUCCUUGAGAAAUCUGGGUCAGAGAGCGGCAUCGAAAGCACAUUUCAUCACCUACCCAUCAUAACGACUUACACUACAGACGAGGGCAAGUAUUACACGCCAGGAAACUUGCAGACCAACGACGACUUUAUCCAGUUCUGGCAUCGCAUGAGCCCCAAUCUCAACGUCACCGAUCUCGCCAUCUUAAACGAGCUCUACCCAGACCCAGUGACACAUCCCGAUUCUCCCUGGGCCAUGUCUCCAAACAGCACACAGUACAACCGAAUCUCAGCUUCGUGGUCUGACAUGGCCUACAUCUGCCCCAGCCGCGAGACUGCCUCCCGGACAUCAGCAGCGGGUGUUCCGACGUGGAGGCUCCGUUUCAACACGCCCGAUCAUCCCUUGGCAGCACAGUCGUGGCGCGGCAUCCCCCAUGCCUCCGACUUUGCGUAUCUCUGGAACGACCCGGCCGUGCCGUACAGGGAUACAGCCCAGAUUUACUAUAGCUACAUGAACAGUUUUGUUCUUACCGGGGACCCGAAUCGCCACCGGCGCGAAGGAGCCGUCGAGUGGCCACAGUAUGGAGCUCGAGGCGGGAAGCAGAUUGUUGUGAACCCGGGAGAUUUCACUGUAGUCGAGGUGGACAAUGCCCGGCCUUUGCAAUGCGCGUUCUGGAACGACCAUGAGAGGGCGCCAAGACUCAACAAGUAG